Molecule: messenger RNA, 1092 nt
Organism: Dreissena polymorpha
Lineage: Eukaryota; Metazoa; Mollusca; Bivalvia; Myida; Dreissenidae
Exons: 5
Coding region: 399-941 (180 amino acids)
Source: RefSeq, a predicted model, not a curated record
AGACAUGAGCAUCUGAAAUCAUAAUAAAAUAGUAUUUAACAACCAUGAAUAGAAUUUCUAAACUGUUAACGUGUUUAUCGGGUAUUGGUAAAAUUAAAACUAUGUAAUUACGUGUAAGGAUUGUAUAUGACGCCAAUUUAUGCUACAACACCGUACAAACAAGCAAUUGCGUUUGGCCAUAACUGAAAUUAUGGAAAGUUAAAAAUCAUUUCGUGGAAUGUAAACGGACUUAUACGAAAACUAAAUGACAUUGACUUUUUAGAAUAUAUUAAUCAAUAUGAUAUUAUCUUAUUAAGUGAAACUUGGACCAGCAAAAUUUAAACAUACAAAACUUUGAAAGCAGACAUAUUUAUGGACAUAAAUCUUAUGGAGUUAAAAAAGGCCGACAAGCCGGAGGAAUGUUUUCAACAGUGGCAUUUGCUGUCCUGGGAUCGAUACUCGUAACCCAUUGCCAUGCCGGUCUCAUUUUCACGCCUCACCCAUUGCAUGGAUUUCCGCCACGACCCUGUCCGCGACAUUUUGGUCUGUUCGGCCCGUUCCAUGGCCUUGGUGGGCAAAUGGUUUCACCAGGGGGCGGUUACCUUCCAGGUUAUGGCAAGAGUUUUCAAGACGUUAAUUCGUUUGGCAACACCGGACUGGGUUCCUACCAAUACUUCAACUACGACCAAAUCCAGAAUGGGAACGUCUAUCAAGGCGGACAGGGAUUUGGAAACGGCAAUUUGCAAAACUCGGCCUCCAACUGGUACCCUCGAGUUGAUUGGAAUCAACAAGACAACUGGCGAAACGCGGCCAACAACUGGUACCCUACAGGAAAUUGGAAUCAACAAAGCGGAAGUUCCCUUGGCAGCACAGCCAUUCAGACGCUACCGCAGAACAGACCGGGUUCAAUUGUGCAGUGGGAUUGGAACGAACCAGAUUUUCAUCCAAUCCGGACACAUUGAUUGUUUAGAUGCUGAGACAAACAGCCGUUGAUUAUCGUUUAAUCGAGUUUCCUCUACGGUGAGCACACUCCCACCAAUUCAACGAAAUGCUGGGUUUUGAAUAAGAAUCGUUAACAUUGUACAUUUUUUUAAAUAAAUUAGAAACACGUGU